AUGCAGUGCGCGACGUUUAAAGCCAAGACCGCGACCGAACGGAAAACCCUGGUGGAGGCGCACAAGCUCUGCUUCAACUGCCUCGGGAACCACUUCCUGGCGAAAUGCCAAUCGACGAAAACGUGCUUCACAUGUAAGGCACGACACCACACUAUGCUGCACGACGCGUACUCGCAAGCCGAUGGAGCAGCUUCGUUGUCUGCCACGCACUUCGCGUCUGACCGCAAGGCGAUCCUUCUCGCCACCGCUCGGGUCACCAUCAAAGACCACCUGGGGAGACCGCACGACGUUCGAGCGCUAAUUGACCAAGGGUCCGAGGUCUCUCUGGUCACGGAGGCUCUGGCCCAGCGGUUGCGUCUGCCGCGGGACCGCUCUUCGAUGAAGAUAGCCGGGAUCGGAGGAGCAACCGGAGCAACUCGUGGACGGCUGUCAAUGACGCUAUCCUCCCCAAUCACUGGAGCAGCAUUCCCGGUGCAGGCGUACAUUCUCCCGCGUCUCUCGGCGUACCAGGGGCCCGUCGUGCGAUCCGGCAUCACUUGGCCCCACAUACGCGGCCUCCCGCUAGCCGAUCCACAAUACCUUGACCGAGAUCCGAUCGAGAUAUUGCUCGGCGCGGACGCUUACUCCGCCAUCCUCCAGGAUGGGCUCCGCAAAGGACGUAAGGACGAGCCAAUAGCGCAAAGGACCUCACUCGGAUGGAUCUUGUCGAGCGGUCAUCGAGCCACGAAACAAGCCGGCCACACCGCCCAUCAAUGUACGGUCGAUCACGAGCUGAACGAUCUCGUGAAGCUCUUCUGGGAGCAGGAAAAGGAACCUGUCGCUCCCGUCGCGCUCACUCCUGAGGAGAAAAGAUGCGAAGACAUCUUCGCCCGCGAGCACUCACGCACUAACGCCGGGCGUUACAUGGUGAGGCUUCCCUUCGCCGGAACUGCACCCUCUCUGCCAGAAACCCGCCGGCCGAGCGUUUGCUCCACGCCAUGGAGCGCCGCUGCGAGAAGGACGCUCGAUUCGGCAACCUCUACCGCAGCUUCAUGA
Molecule: messenger RNA, 1035 nt
Organism: Camponotus floridanus (Florida carpenter ant)
Lineage: Eukaryota; Metazoa; Arthropoda; Insecta; Hymenoptera; Formicidae
Exons: 1
Coding region: 1-1035 (344 amino acids)
Biological process (GO): proteolysis
Molecular function (GO): aspartic-type endopeptidase activity
Source: RefSeq, a predicted model, not a curated record